Molecule: messenger RNA, 1146 nt
Organism: Linum trigynum
Lineage: Eukaryota; Viridiplantae; Streptophyta; Magnoliopsida; Malpighiales; Linaceae
Source: the annotation of a GenBank genome assembly
AUGCUCCUUAUGGAUACGAGAAUUUUUGCAUGGAAUUGUAGGGGAGCGGGAAGCAAACGCUUUCUGCGUGUUUACAAGGAGUAUAGACGUCAGUUUCGUCCCACGAUUACAAUUAUUGUAGAGCCUAAGAUCAGCGGCGAUACAGCCAAAAAAGUAAUACAGGAGAUGGGGUUUGUCGAGUCGUUGAUAGUGGAUGCAUCGGGUUUCGCCGGGGGCAUCUGGAUUCUAUGGGACCCGGCGCUGAUUACGAUCACGGAAGAGAAACGGACGAAUCAACUUUUGCAUGUUAACGUUAAGGUGGGAAUGGAGAGUUGGUUCCUUACAGCCAUAUACGGCAACCCAGCACUUAUUCAGCGUCGAGAGCUCUGGAAUGCGCUGCGGGAUAUUGCGGAAGAUAUGACGGAGCCGUGGGCCCUCGUGGGGGACUUUAACUCAAUUUUACACCCCUCGGAAAAAUUAGGAGGAGCACCAUAUGAUGCUCGCAGAGCAGGAGACUUCCAGAACUGUUUGAUGGACACGGGAUUGACUGACAUCGGUUUCGUGGGGCCAGCCUUUACGAGGUUUAGAAAUGGAAUGCAGGAGAGAUUGGAUCGAUGUCUAGCCAACCAUGCAUGGGUGACUAGGUUUCCAAAUGCCACAAACUGCCACCUUCCACGGGUGAAAUCUGAUCACAGACCCUUACUUCUGAAGCUGAAUCCCAUGUUCCAACCGGCGGGUACAAAGCCGUUCAAGUUUCUCGCUGCUUGGUUGAUGCACGAAGGCUUUAAGGAAAUGGCAGCGGAAGCGUGGGCCAAAGGCACCGACCUGCUAAGCUCAAUUGAAGCUUUCCAUCGUGAAGCCAAAGAGUGGAAUUAUGUGGUUUUUGGCCAUAUCCUACGACGUAAAGAGAAGCUCCUGGGACGGAUCGAGCGUUUGGAAAAGAGGCAGCGGGGUAAUGAUGAACCAGCCCAGCUACAAAAUCUUAGGGAAGAACUAGAGGAAGUUUUGGUGCAAGAGGAGAUCUUGUGGUGCCAAAAAGCCAGACUAGAAUGGAUGGCAUCAGGGGAUCGUAAUACUAAAUACUUUCAUGCCAAAACUUUAAGCCACCGUUGCAGGAAUAGAAUUUCGGCGCUGAAGGAUGCUAUGGGAAAUUGGAUUGAUGAUUAA